AUGACAGAGACAGGCACAGAUGUGAAGGCAGAGAUGUCUCCAGUCCUUGCCUGUUUGCUGGUUUUCCUGGCAGGCUGCUCAGGAUCCCAGCACCACGCCUGCUGCUGUGUGGGCAGGGUCUUCAUUUGUCAGGAGAGCAAGGUGGUCCAGGUUCCCCGGGACAUCCCCGCCAACAUCACCGAACUGAGAUUUGUCCUCACCAAGAUGAGAGUCAUUCCAAAAGGAGCUUUUGCAGGACUUGGUGACCUAGAGAAAAUAGAGAUCUCACAGAAUGAUGCCUUGGAAGUCAUAGAAGCAAAUGUGUUUUCCAACCUUCCCAAACUACAUGAAAUAAGGAUUGAGAAGGCCAACAACCUCGUGUACAUUGAUCAAGAUGCCUUCCAGCACCUUCCGAGCCUCAGAUAUUUGUUGAUAUCAAACACUGGCCUUCGGUUUUUACCUGCUGUCCAUAAGGUGCACUCUUUCCAGAAAGUUUUACUUUUCUAUUGUAUUUUAUUUUUCAGAGAUAUUCAAGACAAUAUCAAUAUACGUACAAUUGAAAGAAAUUCAUUCACGGGCCUGAGUUCUGAAAGUGUGAUUCUAUGGCUGAACAAAAACGGAAUUCGGGAAAUUGAGAAUCAUGCAUUUAAUGGAACCUACCUGGAUGAGCUAAAUCUAAGUGAUAAUCAUAACCUAGAAAAAUUACCAGAUGAGGUCUUCCAAGGAGCCAAUGGGCCCGUUGUUUUGGAUAUUUCAAGGACGAGAAUCAGUUUCCUGCCAAGUCAUGGAUUAGAACUCAUCAAGAAGCUAAGAGCAAGGUCCACAUAUAAUUUAAAAAAGCUUCCUGAUUUAAACAAAUUUAGAUCUUUGAUUGAGGCAAACUUCACCUAUCCUAGCCAUUGCUGUGCAUUUACAAACUGGAAAAGAAAAAACACUGAAUUACACCCGAUAUGUAGCAUAUCUCAGGCCAAGCAAGACCUUGAUGAGCAGCCUGGUGAUAAGAUACAUAGACGAUCUGCAGCUGAAGAUUAUAUUUCUAACUACGGCAUAGGAUUUGACCCAGCAGAGCAUGAAUUUGACUAUGGUUUAUGCAAUGAAGUAGUUAAUGUAGCUUGCUCACCUAAACCUGAUGCUUUCAAUCCAUGUGAAGAUAUCAUGGGAUACGACAUUCUGAGAGUCCUGAUAUGGUUUAUCAACAUUUUAGCUAUCACUGGGAACAUUGUUGUCCUCGUUAUUUUAAUAAGCAGUCAAUACAAACUCACCGUACCUCGCUUUCUAAUGUGCAAUCUUGCAUUUGCAGACCUCUGCAUCGGUAUCUAUCUGUUAUUUAUUGCAUCUGUAGAUAUCCAGACCAAAAGCCAGUACUACAACUAUGCCAUUGACUGGCAAACUGGGGCAGGAUGCAAUGCUGCAGGAUUUUUUACAGUGUUUGCAAGUGAACUCUCUGUCUACACACUGACUGUGAUAACUCUGGAAAGGUGGCACACCAUCACCUAUGCCAUGCAACUGGACCGCAAGGUUCGAUUUCAUCAUGCUGUGAUUAUAAUGAUUUUUGGCUGGAUGUUUGCUUUCACCGUGGCACUUCUUCCCAUAUUUGGAGUCAGCAGCUACAUGAAGGUCAGCAUCUGUUUGCCCAUGGAUAUUGAAACACCAUUUUCUCAGGCUUAUGUUAUAUUUCUUUUAGUGUUGAAUGUACUCGCAUUUAUGAUUAUAUGUGCCUGCUACAUCUGCAUCUACUUUACUGUGAGAAACCCUAAUGUCAUCUCUUCAAACAGUGACACCAAGAUUGCCAAGCGGAUGGCCAUACUGAUUUUCACAGACUUCCUCUGCAUGGCACCAAUAUCCUUUUUUGCAAUAUCAGCCUCACUCAAGGUUCCCCUCAUCACAGUGUCCAAAUCCAAGAUCCUUCUGGUUUUGUUUUACCCCAUCAAUUCCUGUGCCAACCCUUUCCUCUAUGCCAUUUUCACAAAGACCUUCCGCAGGGAUUUCUUCAUUCUGUUGAGCAAGUUUGGUUGCUGUGAAAUGCAAGCCCAGAUUUACAGAACAGAGACCUCCUCAUCUGCUCAUAAUUUCCACACGAGAAAUGGCCAUUGCUCUCCUGCAUCAAAAAAUAGUGAUGGGGCUUUUUAUUCAUUGGUUCCUCUGAAUCAUUUGAACUGAAACGCUUGCAUGAAUUUGUGUCUGAGGCAGUGUGAUAAUCAUGUUCAACUGUGAAUUUGAAUAAUUAAUUCAGCAUAGCAUGUAAACUUAUAUUUAUGAGAAAAAAAAAUUAUUUCCACUUUGAUAUUUUUGUUCAAUGAACAACCAUCAGAGAUGACACAUGAUCUUCAUCAGUUCUUGAAGAAUAAGAAAAAAACUUCAGUAUGUGCCAAAGUGUUCUUGUAGAAUUGUCUCAAGAAAUAAAUUAGAUGAUAAACUGGUAUCUCUCACUAUACAGGCAGAGAUUCUCUUCAUUCUAGGAAGAUGUUAGCUGCUUAUUGAGAAUUAAAUAGCGGUUAUAUAUGGUUGAAAGAAAAAAAUAUGUAGAAUUAAUUUUUUUGCCUCUGAAGCAUGUUAUAACAAUGACAGAUAAUUAGGUCUUUUCAUUAAUCAUAUCUCAUGGGGUUAUAGAAGACAGAAGGCCAAUUUAAAGCCCUCCUUCAGCACAGACUUACUAGGAAUGAGAAUAUCUUGUGUUGUUUCCAUUUCUGCUGACAAUAACAGGGGGGCAGGAGGCAUCUCUAGCUAUGCUGAUGUUUGCUGUUCCACACUGCAUGGACCUGACUUACUCUGCACAGAAAUGUUGCUCUGGGGAGGAUUUUAUGUUAGUCUAGAUCAGCAGGCUCAGAGAACCAGAUUUCAUCUGAGUUUGGAUCAAGGAGUUUGGUUUGGGGUUUGCUUUCAAGGUGAGAAAGAGCAAGAAUGAGAGCAGGAGAAACCCUUCAUAAUAAGGGGGACGUUUUCUCAACUUGGUCUCAAAAAGUUAGGUUAAAAUCACUUUUGUGUGGCUGGGCCCGUUGGGUAUGACAAAAUGGGCCAAUGGACUGCUCUAAUGUGAUAUCUGAGGCAGGUUUGCCAGACAGCAGUAUUAGUGCAUUACACUGUCUGGGCUAUGUAAAGGAUGAUGGAUACAGAUAUGGCUUUUGAAAACAUGAACAAAUAUUUCUGUGAAAUCACAAAAGUUCUCUUUCCCCUUCCCUUCCUUCAUGUGCACAUUUUCAGACAAUGGUCCAAAUUGAAAGACCUGAAAGAAACCACACGCUGUAUAUGUUGCAAUAGCAAAAAAGAAAAAAACCUCUUAAGAUUUCUUGAUUUUACAGGGGUUUUGAAUAACAUCUCAAUGAACAUACAGACCUUUUACAAGACUUUAAUAUAGAACUUUUUGAGGGUUAAUCAUUCCAAAUCACAUCGCAGAUUUAGGGUUGGAUAAGAUGUUCUCAUGCUGAUUGUGUGUCUGUGUGGGAGUAUGUGGGCAUAAAGAAAACAGCAGGACAGGAGUCUGGGCUUCAUUCCCACCUCACAAACAAUUCACGGUUUUGCCCCAUGAGAUUAUAAAUCUUUGGAGUUUUCAUGGUUAAAUGUGGUGUGCUUUGAAUAUUUCCUGCCUACAACUCCUAAAAUUUCAGUAGCAAUUCUUGAUACUUCUAACCAUAAUUUCCCUUGUCAUCAGUUUCACAUUUCAGCAUCUGAACCUGAUGUGAAUAACUGCAGGAGAUAAUUAUUCAUUCAGUCCUAGCUAGGGAAUGAAGCAUCAGCUCCCUAGUGCAUAAAACAGGGGAGAUCAAAGACAGUGUGUUUUGUGGGGGGAAAUUUCAUUACUCAAUACAAGUAACACUCCCUCCAAGAUCCAGGAGAAGGAAGAAUGAAAGAGCAAAACUGGAAAGACAGUUCAUCUCUGGGAAGCUCUUCUGACUACUCAGAGCAACCAUUUAUUCACAAAUGCUUUAUGCCAUAUACAGUGUACUGGUGUGCAGCCAUUAAAACUCAUCCUGAUGGAAGUAUCUGAAUGAUAAUGUUCCAAAAUGACAAACAUUCUAGUUGCACUUAAAAAAGGCUUCUGAAUCUUGAAUUUGGGGCCAAAAAUGAGGGGUGUUCUUUGUCAAAUACUAGCCCAUUUUUGUUGCUAAAUAGGGCAAAUUCUUGUAGUAAGUCACUUUUUUUUUUUUUUUUGCCUGUGCUCUGACCAUUUGCAAAGGCAAUAGGAUGAGACCUGGAAGUUCAGGAAAGCACAGACAUAGUCUAGAAGCCAGUCUUGUAAAUCCUUUCACAGCUAUGCCAGGCACAUGAUGUACAGCUCAUCUACUUUAUGCAAAACCAGCGCACAGAUAUUUUCAGAAUCAGAACCCAGUUGAAUAUGCUUUACAAAUAAACAGCCCUGAAAAGAGACCUUGCAAGGUUAUGUCUUGUAGCCAGAGUCAAUCCAGGCCCAAGGGAUGAAGCCAUCUAGCCCAUAGCUCUUCCUCCAGAGGAGACAUGGGAUGGCACCUGAAGAGCAAGUAGAGCCUGCCUAGCUGGACCCCUAGCAGGAGGACAGCAGAGAGGUGCUUGAGGCAUGUGUCAUCCUGCUCACACGUCAGGUCAUCCUCCUCACUCAGGAGGUCAGGUGGCAGCUCAGGCUGUCGCAGCAGAUCCAAAACUGUGAGGGUGACCGUGUGGUUUCCAAGACAAAAAUCUCUUCUUUAUAGUCCUCACUGCUCCUGGGCUUUCACUAUUCUUUGGAUUUUAAUUUUAAGCAUCUUCCAAAUUGUAAGGGGCAUGGUAGGACCUGUAUCUUUCCCUGUGUGGGACAUUGGCCUCCUUAUAACAAUUUUUUAAAGCAAUGGUUUUUCUUUGAAAAAGGCAGUAUGAGAAAAAAAAAAAAAAAAAAAAAAAAAAGCAAGAUACAUUUUAUUCAUGCUUGUAAUGUAAAAAAAGCCUGCUGGUGUCUGCUGUGGAUUUUCUCAGCACUGAACAACAUGUUUAUGUGUGUAAUCUUUAAACUAUUUUACAUUUUCCUUUCUGAAAUCUAUUUUAAUAAAACCAAUAUCAAAACAAAGUGCCUUGAGAACAAGUGUAUAGCCAGAGAUAUGCUGACGAAGUAUGCAAUAAAUGUUACUGCUUAUCUGGAAAGCUCCAUUUAUGCGGCACAGCCUCCACAGUCAGGUCACAGUGACCUACAGAUGAAACUCGGCUGAUGAGAGACUCUGCAAAGAAAACCCGCCUGUAUUCUCCUGGAGAGAUAACAAAGCGCAGAAAGACUCAACCCAUGCCUCUGACAGGAAUGGACUUCAGGCUUUCUUCCUGGAGCAGGAGGAAGAACAGAAUGGAACCGAGACUUUCCUGUGUUGGAGAUGAUACUUUUACUUCUCAGCCAGGAUAUCAGGACGAAGUGCACUGCAAUGCUAACCACAUCGCUGCUGCUCCAUGGAGAGCUACUGCCGCAGCCCCAUCCCUCUCGACAGCCUCUCCCCUGCACCCCUGAGCACUACUCAUCAGUCCGGCUGGCACGCACGUUCAGCACACAUUCCACGACAAGCCCCAAGCAGACCUUGGCUUUAUUGCGUUGGAAGAUACAAUGCUGUUAACAAGACACCCAUCAUGCUUCGUCCCUAGAUACAUCACCUUUCAUGUCUGCUGGUCUUCUCUCCACCGUCAUUGACCACUCCACCAGUUUCUCCACUACUGCAAGCUCUACAGAUGAUGAUUAUUCCAAAUCAUUCAUCAAAUUGCUAAAUAAUAAAUAAUAAUUGCUGAAUAGUACUAGAUUGGUAGUUGCUAAAGUGUUAAACCAGUACUGGAAUGAGUUCUUGUGGAGAGCUGAUAGACAUACCCUCCUUUGGAUACCAGUUUUCCAUUUACAUUUAUAUUUUGCAAUUUAGCAGAUUAAUUGGCAUAUGAUCCACCCGGUGAGGGUCUACUAUGAUAUUUGCAGACUUCCAACAUUUUCAUCAAGAUGGCAGAUUUCAAUUGUCUUGCAGAAAUCAAAAUAUACUGCAUUGACAUCAUUAAACUGAGCAAACUGAUGUUUCAUAAACCUACAGGAAUACUUCUGCUAUUAUUUUUAAUUCAUUGCUUAUGGAUCCUCUUCUAUCUUUACACAAUGUCUCCUCCAGAGAAUUGCUAGAUUAAUUGGUCUAUAAUUUGCUGGGUUAUUCAAUUUACCCUUUUAAAUUGUGGCAUAAUAUUAGCUCCUGCAUCCCUCAGCCCUCAUGCUCCAAGACUUGCUAGAAAUGAGUGCAAGCAGUUCAUAAAUCUCCUCAGGCAAUCCUUUCAAUGCUUCUGGAUACAAGCACUAUAGUCCUGAGAUUUUAAAAUGUUUAACUUCAACAGUUGCUGUUUAACAUCCCCACUAAUUAAGAACAGAAGAGAAAGUGUUUGCUACCACGCUGAGACACGAAAACAUCAUCUGCUUCUUUCUGACCACAGAACAAAUAAUUACUGAAAAAUUCUGAGGCAAAGCUUUCAGGGAGAGGUAAUAUCUUUAUUAGACUAACAGGUAGUUUUGAUCAUACUGAUAGCAAGUCUAAUAAAAGGUUUUAUCACUUCCUGCAAAAUUUGCUUGACCUAAAUCUUUAAACUAUCAUGACUCCAAAAGCACCAUUAUGAGAAGAAUUCUAGUUAUUCAGUAUUGAGACUGAUAAUUUUAUCAUCCUUGUCUAUGACUCUCCACAUACCAAUGCUAAGGUUUCAUCUGUCCUCAUACAUUUAAGGAAUCCCUUUAAAACAAAGAGGUUUAGGUUGUUCAACACUGCUUUUAGCCUCUUUUAUUUUCUUUAUUUUUAUUUUAUCAUCUCAAUUGUCUGAAUUUUCUGUUGUUUAAGAGCCUCACAUUCCAAUUUUCUAUAUGGGAAUGUGCAUGAAUGUGUAUACAUGCAUUUGUUUUCAUAUAUAAUCGCUGCUCUUGCUUCUAAUCUGCAGCAGGUUGUAUCUUGUUUUUCCCCAACUGCUGAAUUGCAGGGGCUUGAAAUUUAAUAAACCUUUCUUAAGGAGUUUUCUAUUA
Tyto alba (common barn owl) is the source of this 6937-nucleotide messenger RNA. It is a transcript of the gene FSHR, whose product is annotated as follicle stimulating hormone receptor. The transcript has 13 exons. Gene Ontology annotation, biological process: follicle-stimulating hormone signaling pathway; male gonad development. The coding region runs from base 1 to 2139 and encodes 712 amino acids. The record is from RefSeq and is a predicted model, not a curated record. Lineage: Eukaryota; Metazoa; Chordata; Aves; Strigiformes; Tytonidae. Gene Ontology annotation, cellular component: membrane. Gene Ontology annotation, molecular function: protein binding; G protein-coupled receptor activity; follicle-stimulating hormone receptor activity.